Molecule: messenger RNA, 1230 nt
Organism: Wallemia mellicola CBS 633.66
Lineage: Eukaryota; Fungi; Basidiomycota; Wallemiomycetes; Wallemiales; Wallemiaceae
Product: Metallo-dependent phosphatase
Exons: 2
Coding region: 1-1230 (409 amino acids)
Source: RefSeq, a predicted model, not a curated record
AUGUGGGGCGGUAAUGGUGGUACUAAACUAUCAUUCGUUUCUGGGUCUUGCGUUACUUUAGGUUUCCCAUAUAGACCAGCAGGUCACUUUAGAAUACCAGGAUUCGACCUUCUUGCUGAACACAUUAAGAAACAUACAAUGGAUUUCAUGAUUUUUCUCGGUGAUUUCAUCUACGCGGAUAUUCCGCUCAGUAUUGGUACAUCGCCUGAAAAUUACUGGAGAAAAUAUCGUCAAACUAUGUCUUCAGAUUCGUUUAGGAAAGUUUACGAGCAAUUACCAUUCUAUCAUAUGUAUGAUGAUCAUGAAAUUGCAAACAACUAUGCAGGUCAGGACAACUUAAACGUAUCUCCAUAUAGAGAGGCAAUGAUCGCUUGGAAAGCUUACAACUCAGCGGGUAAUCCUGAUGCUCUCACACCAAAUCAUAGUUAUUUCUCAUUUGAUUAUGGUGAUGUAGCAUUCUUCACAUUAGACACACGCGCUCAUAGAUCUGCUAAUCAAGAAGAUGACGGUCCAGAGAAGACUAUGUUGGGCGAAACUCAAAAGAUUGCUCUCCUGGAAUGGCUUAGUGAGGUAAACAACACGGCUACCUUUAAGUUCAUCAGUUCAUCAGUUCCAUUAACGCAGCUUUGGAAAGGCGUUGAUGGACAUCUCGAUACAUGGGCAGGAUUCAAGAAUGAGCGUAAAUGGCUCUUAGACAUCCUUCAGUACGUGCCUAAUGUCAUCAUCUUAUCUGGAGAUCGCCAUGAAGCUGCUGCAGUUGAAUUGAGAGAUGCCAUCACCGAGUUCUCGACAAGCCCACUCAGUCAGUUCAGUGUACCAAUAAGAACAUUCAAACAAGACCACACCGAAUGGAUAAAAGACGUCGUCAGAAAGGAAGACCUCAAGCAUCUCUAUCCAUACUUGGUAUCAGACGGAAAGGGAAGAUUAUCUCAUCCUGAUUCUUUGAUACAUACUACAGUAGAAGAUGGAGACUAUGUGACGAUAUCCAAACCAGAAGAUCGGGUGCUGGCAUAUCUACCAGACGGCUUUGUCAAAUGGACGACAUUCGACGUUGACACGACGAGUUCAAUGCCAACUGUAAACGCGACAAUUUGGAUAGACGGCAAGGCUACAUGGAGUAAAGUAAUAAAUGGCAAACCAAUUAGACAGUCAAGCAGUGCUUUGUCCCUUAUUGACUCAGUAGGCGAUAUAUUUGAUAGUAUUGGAAUGAAAAUCUUUAGCUUCUUUUGA